This is a messenger RNA of Manis javanica (Malayan pangolin), 2220 nucleotides long. RefSeq names its product EF-hand domain-containing family member C2-like. Gene Ontology annotation, cellular component: microtubule. Gene Ontology annotation, biological process: regulation of neuron projection development. Lineage: Eukaryota; Metazoa; Chordata; Mammalia; Pholidota; Manidae. The record is from RefSeq and is a predicted model, not a curated record.
AUGGAGCCGGUCAAGGUAGGAAAGGAGAAGUUCCACAAAUCUCAACACUGGGGUUUUUGCAACAAUGUUAGGAUGCUGGUGAGUGAAGAUAAGCCUAGAACAGGGGGAGAACCGCUACUUGGACAAAAGGUGAAGCCUAAAUACAGUGCAUUUCCUAGAGGAACAGCAACCGAUGUGCCAUCCUGGGUAGCUUUUGAUAAGCAGGUAUUGUCUUUUGAUGCCUAUGUAGAAGAUGAAGUACCUGAUAUAAGUCAAGAAAAAUAUAGAAUAAGACACUAUAAAAUCUACUUCUACCUUGAAGAUGACACCAUUCAAGUAAAUGAACCAGAGUUGAAAAAUAGUGGACUGCCUCAAGGGACUUCAAUCCGGCGUCAUCAGAUUUCUCUCCCACCUCCUGAUGAGGAUCAGUUUCAUACUGUCUAUCAUUUUAAUAUCAACAUAGACAUUGCCUUUUAUGGCCAGGCAUUUAAGAUUUAUGACUGUGAUACAUUCACAAAAAACUUCUUGAAGAAAAUAGGGGUCAAAUUAAAUCCCCCAGGACAGUGUCCAGAAGAUCCUUACAUGAAGACACGGAGAAAGAUGCUAGAGUUCAUGGAGCCCUUACGUCCCUAUGAGUCCUUUUUCGCUCUGAAACAGUUCCUUGAGUAUGAUAGGAAGGUUUUGCGUUUCUUCUGCCUGUGGGAUGACUCAGCCUCAUUGUUUAGGGAAUGUAGGGAACUCAUCCUGCAUUACUUUCUGUCUGAUGAUACUAUUGAAAUCAAAGAAGUUUUGCCAGACAACUCAGGUUGGCAUGCUGUGCCAUUCUUCCUCCAGAGGAGAAAGUUACCCAAGUAUGGCCCACCUGGAGUCUAUCAACCAGGCCGUGUAACAGACCAAAUAGUUCUCAAUUUGUAUCAUGGCUCGGUAGAGAACCGAGUGCAUGGCUGCUGCCUUUUGGAAAGACACAAGGCAAGAAAAUUAGACCAAGACUUUUACAAAGAUGUGAGUGACCUGUCCAUAGGAACCACCAUCAAUGUGUGGGGAAGAAAAGUGCUCCUUUGUGACUGUGAUGAAUUUACAAAGACCUAUCAUAAGACUAAAUAUGGAAUUGAGAACUUUACCUCCAUUCCACGUAAGGCUCCACCUCCUCCAAAAAUAGAAAGGAAAUUUCCACGUUAUGCCAACUUUGGUUCUGAAGAGGAUUCUCUCCGCUCCUGCAUAGCCCUCAUGCCCACACCUCAAACGAAGAUCCGAAAGUUCAUGGAAAAAGACAGAAAUGGCUACAUAAGCAGUACACUCUGGUUUUUUGCAAAACUGUUCACACGCAAAUGUGCCGACGUGGACAGGAUGUUUGUUAUUUCAUAUUUUCUCAGCGAUAACACAGUUUCAGUGUUUGAACCUAUAGAGAAGAAUUCAGGGAUUACUGGUGGGAAGUUCUUGAAAAGGAGUCGUGUUAAGAAGCCUGGACAAGAAAUCUUUAAAAGUGAACUAUUGGAGUACAUCAAGGCCAAGGAGCUGUAUGUUGGAGCUAAAGUGAAUUUGAAUGGCUACCUAUUUCUUCUGCUCAAUGCUGAUGAAUAUACCUUCAACUACAUGGAAAAGCUUUCAGAUAAGUUUCCUAAGAGCAGCAUCAAACUUGCCCUACAAAAGCACAAAGAAGAACCCAAGUCCAGAGAGCUCAAGAAGCUGUUUGCAGCUGCUGACUGUAGGCACACAAAGAUGGUGGAUUACAAUAUGUUCAGAGACAUAUUGAUGAGUUUAACUGUCGGGAAACUCACAGACCAUGAAGUAACAACAAUUGAACGCUAAUACCGGGUGCCCAAGGGCACAUGUCUAGAUUCCAGUGUUCUCAUUGCACAGGUCCAUGAACAGCUCAAGAAAAAUUAUUUUGAGAAUUUUGAAAGACUCAUUGCUAGAUGUGUGUACCAAGAUUGAGAAAAAAAAAAAGUAUUACCAAGCAAAGACAUCAAACGGCUGUGCAAGUCCUCCAGGUUACCUUUGAAUAAUGAUCUUUUGGCAUCCUUACUGUCCAGGUUUGAAGACAGUGAAGAACAAAUAAAUUAUGAUUCAUUUUUCUGUGCCCUGAACUGGAGAAUACAUCUGAUGCCCGCAUUGGAAGCAGUGUCAUAUGAUAAAGAGAAAUGUGAAGAUGUGUGGCUCGGGAUGCCAUCACCUAUUCCUGUGAAAUACAUUAACUAUUUAAACCUUUUAAAGGACAUGUUUGGCUUAGAGGAGGAGUAA